AAACACUGGUAUAGCCUUGUCCGUAAUGUUGUACUAUGCUGAGUGUCCGGGUUUAGAGGUUGAGGAGUGGGAAUUUUGACAGCUGGACUGCCUGUCCUCAGCCCCGUGUGAAGACUUGAUUAGGAUCUCUCAGGUUGACCAGACAGCAGGAAGUUAAAAGAAAACAGUGAAUUUUACGGGUGGAUUAUAACACGACAUCCGGUCACAGGUCAUUGAUUUCAUACCGUAAAUCUCUCGAGGUGUUCGUCUGACAUGUGUAAUAGAGAUUUAAACAAUUCGCCAUGUAAACAAAUUAGAAAUCUGUGAUUGAAAGAAAAGGAAAAAUGAAAAGAGAAAAAAUGUGACGCCAGACGGCGAAGUCUGGCUGUGUUUUUUACUCUGGAAUUUAUUGUUCUUUUGAUGGACUAUGCGCCUCACGUACCGAUAUAUAGUGGCGUGUGUUGCGGUCAUCCUGUUGGUUUGUACGUACCAGGUUUACAUUUUGUCUCGCAAUGGUUCCUUCCUUAGACUACCGAAGACCAGAAAACGAACAGACGUUGUGUCGGUUGCGAGAUCUGGUUCGAUUCUCGGCAAUGACACACGAAAAGACAAGGGCAAGGUUUCAAAAGGUGUGAUCGUGUCCAUAACAGCUGAGGAAUAUAGACAAAAUCCAAAACUCAAAACAGGAAAUCCACUUAUAGACGAUUAUGGAGAAAAUGAUCUCACGAAGACGGGGGAAAUGGGGCGGGGUGUCACGUUCGUGGGGAAGGAGAAGACUGCGGCGGCGAAGAGAAUGCAGCUCUACAACAUCAAUGUGAUGGCCAGUGACCUCAUUCCACUGAAUAGGCUGGUCCCCGACUCAAGGCCGCCAGAAUGUAAGAGUCGGACUUACGAACACGAUCUCCCGACUACCAGUAUUAUAAUUCCGUACUUUGACGAGUGGCCUUCCGUCCUUCUCCGAUCUCUAUACAGCAUUGUCAAUCGAACACCCCGACACUUACUGCAGGAAAUAAUCCUCAUCGACGACGCCAGCACAAUGCCUGAAUUAAAAGAAUCUCUCGAGGACUACUUAGACAAACACUUUCCUAAAGGUCUCAUCCGGGUUCUACGUAAUACUGAACGUAAGGGUUUGAUAGCAGCCCGUCUCCAGGGGUGGAGGAUCUCCAAAGGUCAAGUCGUGUCCUUCUUUGACAGUCACAUGGAGGUCAACGAGAACUGGUUACAGCCGCUCCUUACAGAGAUUAAAAAGGACCGUAAAACAGUUGCCAUGGGAGUGCUGGAUUACGUCAACGCUGAAACGCUGGAGUACCGCUUCAAUGACGGUUAUAUGACGCGAUACGGCUUUGAUUGGAGAAUGGUUUUCUUUGAAACUUUCUUUAGACAAGACCAAGUUGGAAAAACAGAGGCGGAUACCAGACCCGGUACCGUGAUGGUGGGAGCUGCCUACGCCAUUGACAGUAAAUAUUUCGGGGAGAUUGGAUCGUACGACGAGGGGAUGAAAGUGUGGGGAGGGGAAAACCUGGAAAUGUCAUGGAGGGUGUGGAUGUGUGGGGGUAGACUGGUCCAUCUCCCUUGUUCUCACCUGGGCCACAUCCCCCGGUCCCAGCCCUACUCCUUCCCUGGAGGAAGGAGAACCAUUGAGGUGUAUAACUACAAGAGGGCGGUAGAGGUGUGGGUGGACCCGGAGUAUAGGGGCUUCAUCUAUGACCACUUUGACGAAAUGAAGACUCUUGACGCUGGGGACUUGAGUCCCAGACUUCAGUUGAAGAAGGACCUCCAUUGUAAAAAUUUCACGUGGUUUAUCGACAACGUCUGGCCGGAACUGUUCAUCUUCAACAGAAAUGUCCAGGCCUGGGGAUCGUUGCGCAAUGUGAAUGACAAUAAAUGCUUUGACAAUCAUCAGUAUCUGUUCCAAGCCCCUGAGCGUCUUUUCUUUGAACCGUGCCAUUUUAAACUUGCUACGCAGGGAUUUUCUCUGACAAAAGAUAAUUUACUAAGGACUUCCUUACAAUGCGUGGUGCUAAAGGAAAAUCAAGAUGGGGCUCGUCCGAUGUUAGAGGACUGCAUUAUAGGUCCCAGGGAUAAGUGGACCCACACUAAGAACAGCUAUAUUCGACAUGAAAGGACUGGACUGUGUUUGGACGUGGAUCCAGCGGGAGUGGUAGCGAAAAAAUGCACGCCGGGAAUAAAAACACAGCAAUGGCAGUUCAAUUACUAUGUUUGACAAAAACAAAGACUUAAGUUCAUUUAUACAAUUUCAAUGUACAUACCAUUCAACAUGUUUUAUUGUUAAUUGUAAAAAGUUACGAAGUUUUUACAGCUCUCUGGAUGUACAUAAGUCAUAACGCAUAAAUUAUUAUGUGUAUGUCUUAAUUUUAUUUGCAAUGAAUGUGGCCAAACUGAAAGUUUAUCAAACAGUGUAGACACUUCGGUGCGAUUGGUUGAUGACACACAUGUGAUUCAUUGAUGACAAAGAUGUGAUUGGUUGAUUUUGAUGAGAGUGAUGUGAUUGGUUGAUGACACAAAAACUAUUUUUGAUUAUAAAUCGUUUUAUAGGGUAAAUGUGGAUAUGUUAUUGUGUUUCAAGUUUUAAUCAUAUUAGUGGGUAAAUGUGGAGAAGGUUUUUUGUGUUCAAUGUUUGAGGGCAUAAUAAUUUAGGAAAUUGCUCAUAAUUUAACGGCAUCAUGUCUAACGGUUGAGUGUGUAUGUACAGGGUGUGUGUGCGUGUGACUUUGGAUGUUUGUAGUCUUUGGGUAAGGAUAAAUUGAGGUUACUUUUAAAGUUUUAUUUGGCAUUAGACACGAUUUGUGGUUUUUAUUGUGACAUGCUGAAUUUUUCUUUAAAAAAUUAUGAUAAGGAUAAUUUUAAGCAAUGAUUUUUCAUCCUUUUGAAUUAUUCAUAAGAUGAGUGUUAAAUUACCUUUUAACUACAAUCAUGUUUACAUUUAAUUUUAAGUAUUUACUUGUGCCAUGUAGUGUAUUUGAAUUUGAAAUUUGUUUCUAGUUGUUUAAUGAGGAAAUAAUUCCUUGUUGGUAUGAUUCAUGAUUAGAAUCUUAAUUAAAUGAUUUUAAUAAAAUCUAGAAAUCCUGA
Molecule: messenger RNA, 3069 nt
Organism: Saccostrea cuccullata (small rock oyster)
Lineage: Eukaryota; Metazoa; Mollusca; Bivalvia; Ostreida; Ostreidae
Product: polypeptide N-acetylgalactosaminyltransferase 13-like
Exons: 11
Coding region: 407-2203 (598 amino acids)
Biological process (GO): protein O-linked glycosylation
Cellular component (GO): Golgi apparatus
Molecular function (GO): polypeptide N-acetylgalactosaminyltransferase activity
Source: RefSeq, a predicted model, not a curated record